Messenger RNA from Staurois parvus, 362 nucleotides. The record is from the annotation of a GenBank genome assembly. Lineage: Eukaryota; Metazoa; Chordata; Amphibia; Anura; Ranidae.
UUCCCGUCCGGCCCAUGUACAUAAACAGAUACAGAUGGACAGAGCAGUGCAGAGGUGUUUUGCCGUUUAUAAAACGGCACCCACAUUCACAACCUGUGCGUGCUCCCUUGGAGUGCACGGCACCGCAAUCCGGUGCCCGCUGUGUCCGAGGAUUGCUGUACGGGACCUCUGUGUGAGGUCCCGAUUCAUGUGAUCAAUGAUUGCCAAUCAGUGAUCACAUGAACAGUAGUAAAACAAGAUGUCACUUCUGACAUCAUUGUUUACUACUUGUGAAAUCUGUGAAUGAUCACAGAGGUCACAUGACACAAUGCUAUUCACAACACCUUGUACCGUGUGACUAGCUGUGACCAAUCACAGCUCCC